AUGAUUAUCCUCGUAUUGACUGACUGCCCUAACUGGAAAUUAGAUUUUAGGCCUAUAAGGACUGAUGAGACAAUAGUGUCCAACUUGCCUGUUUCAGAACAAGGACAACGUGAAAGCGGAGAUGGCUUUUCAACUGUUGAGGGAAAAUUAGGCAGCUCAUUGACAUUAGAGGAUAUCCAAAAUGAGAAAUUUAAUUCCCAGGUAGAAGUUCACGGGGAUUUAUACAGUAAGGAAAAUCUAAGCACAGGCUGUAAUGAUGAAGGAGAUGGGUCAAUGCACCAGCUUCAUGUGUCUAAUGGCUUUAAUGUCCAAACAGAAGAAGAGGAAGCUUUUUCAGAAGAUAAAGAAGUGGACCCUGUAUUUGAUGGAACAGAACGUCUUGAAAUGGAAGCAACCGGUUCUCUUAGCUUAUCUCCAGAACAAGACUCAGAUCUGCAGGCCUCUGCUUGGCCAGAAAAAGCUGUUGCUUUUAAAAAUUUUGUCAAGGACAAGGGAUCAGUUGCAGUGUCGACUGUUCUACGUCGUCUUUCUGGCAAGAAGGAUGACGAUUAUGAGGUGCAUUGUGAUGUGGAAGAGGAUGAAGUUGCAUUUAGGGGAAUUAAAGAGGAAGAAGAUUCAGGCACAGAAUUUAAACUAAAGGACGUUUUAAUGAAGGCAGGAGACAUAUCCACAUGGAAUCCUCUCAACUAUAUCAAGAUUGGACGAGAUGUAGAUAUACAAAACAUGGUGGCACAAGCAGAAGAAGUCAAUGAUGGAAAGACUGUAGAAGAGCAAGCAAUGAAGGGGAGAAUUAUUGUAUACACAAAGCUGGGGUGUCAAGAAUGCAGAGGGGUUAGGUUAUUUAUGCGUCAGAAGAAGCUUAGAUAUGUUGAAAUUAAUAUUGAUAUUUAUCCUAACAGAAAGCUGGAGUUGGAGAAAGCUACUGGAUCCUCAAAUGUUCCACUAGUGUACUUCAAUGAGGUUCUGAUAGGUGGUUUGGAUGAAUUGAAGCUCUUGGAGAAAUCUGGUAUGCUUGAUGAAAGGAUUAAUGCCCUUGCAAAGGAUGAACCAUCAUCUGCAGCUCCUUUGCCACCAUUGCCUGGUGAAGAUGAUGUCACCGGUAGUGGAAAGAUUGAUGAGUUGGCUACCAUUGUCAGAAAGAUGAAAGAGUCCAUCGUCGUUAAGGAUAGGUUCUACAAGAUGAGAAGAUUCAUUAGGUGCUUUCUUGCCUCCGAAGCUGUGGAUUUCCUGGCAGAGGAUCAAUAUCUUGAAAGAGAAGAUGCGGUUGAAUUGGGAAGGAAGCUGCUCAGCCAGCACUUCUUCAGACAUGUACUUGACGACGACAUCUUUGAAGAUGCAAGCCACUUGUAUCGUUUUUUGGAAGAUGACCCUACCAUAAUGACUCAAUGCUACAAUGUUUCAAGGGACAGAAUUGAUGUUCAACCUAAGCCUAUAAUUGAAAUCUCGUCAAACUUAAGAUUGCUGUCCUAUGGUAUUUUUGAGGCUUAUGUAUCUGACGGUGGAAAUAAUGUUGACUACAACAGCAUUCAUCAUUCUGAGGAGUUCAAAAGAUUUUUUGGUAGGUACCUAAGAGUUAUAGAGGAGCUUGAAAGAGUUGAUUUGGAGAUCCUAUCAAGGGAAGAAAAGCUUGCAUUUUUCAUAAACCUAUAUAACAUGAUGGUUAUUCAUGCCAUAUCUAUAUAUGGUUUCCCUGUUGGACCCUUGGAUAGGAAAAAGUUUUUAGGAGAUUUCAAGUAUGUUAUAGGCGGAUGCUCCUACUCCUUAUCUGCUAUACAGAAUGGUGUUCUACGAGGCAACCAACGGCCUCCAUACAACCUCACCAAGCCUUUUGGUCCUAAAGACAAACGUUCCAAGGUGGCUCUUCCCUACCCAGAACCGCUGGUACACUUUGCAUUGGUAUCUGGCACCCGUUCUGGGCCUGCUCUGAGGUGUUAUUCACCCAACGACAUAGACAAAGAACUUGUUGAGGCUGCACGCGUAUUUCUGAGGAAUGGAGGGGUUGUUCUCGAUGCUGAAGCCAAGGUUGUCUCAGUCAGCAAGAUUCUGCGGUG
Molecule: messenger RNA, 2051 nt
Organism: Phalaenopsis equestris
Lineage: Eukaryota; Viridiplantae; Streptophyta; Magnoliopsida; Asparagales; Orchidaceae
Biological process (GO): intracellular signal transduction
Source: RefSeq, a predicted model, not a curated record